UUGGUGUAGUGAUUCUCCAUUCGCUCGGGGCAGAGUGCACUUCGUCCCCGGUUUCUGCUCCGGCUUUUUUUUUCUUCUUCUUCUUCUUCUUCUCGUCUUCUUCAAACGCUGCAUCCGCUCCAUGUUGGGCUUCACCGCUGAAGGAUUUAAUGCACUAUUCGCGCUGGAAUAAUUUUGCUUUUUCCCUCCGUUUUCCCGGUGCGGCUCUACUUUCCUGCUGCAGUUUGAUUUGUAUGUAGAAGACAGUUUCAUAAACAAGGACCCAGGUCAGGACUCUCACGAUGCCGCUGAAUUCGACUUUAACGAGUAAAAACUAUGACUACGACUACGACUCCAUGCAGCCGUUUUUCUACUACGACAACGAGGAGGAGGACUUCUACCCGCAGCAGCACCAGCCUCCGGCUCCCAGCGAGGACAUCUGGAAGAAAUUCGAGCUGCUGCCGACGCCUCCUCUGUCCCCCAGCCGCCGGUCGUCGCUGUCCAGCCUCUUCCCCUCCACGGCGGAUCAGUUGGAGAUGGUCACCGAGUUCCUGGGCGACGACGCAGUCAACCAGAGCAUUAUCUGCGACGCAGACUACUCCAAGACCUUCCUCAAGAACAUCAUCAUCCAGGACUGCAUGUGGAGCGGCUUCUCCGCCGCGGCCAAGCUGGAGAAGGUGGUCUCCGAGCGGCUCGCCUCUCUGCACGCCGCCAGGAAGGAGUCUGCAGCGCUGCGGGGGGGGGCGGCGGCGGCUGCCGUCGCUGCUGCAGACGGGGACAGUCUAGGGUCUGGAGCCGGCGCUGCGUCUGCGGCGUGGAGGCUGAACAGCAGCUACCUGCAGGAUCUGAACACGUCUGCGUCGGAUUGCAUCGACCCCUCCGAGGUCUUCCCCUACCCCAUUGCAGAGACGCCCAAGCAGACGGAGGGGGCGCCGUCUAGUAAAGACCUGGUGCUGGACACGCCGCCCAACAGUAGCGGCAGCAGCUGCAGCGACUCAGAAGAUGAUGAUGGAGAUGGAGAUGAAGAUGAGGAGGAGGAAGAAGAAGAAGAAGAGGAGGAGGAGGAAGAAGACCAGGAGGAAGAGGAGGAGAUUGAUGUGGUCACAGUAGAAAAGCGGCAGGCGGUCAAACGCUGCAACCCCAGCCCAGUGGAGAGCAGGCAUCCCAGCCCGCUCGUGCUGAAGAGGUGCCACGUCUCCACCCACCAGCACAACUACGCCGCCCAUCCAUCCAUGAGGCACGAGCAGCCGGCUGUCAAGAGGCUGAAGCUGGAGAACAGUAGUGGAGGAGGGGGAGGCGGGGGAGGCGGAGGCCACAGCAGGGUCCUCAAACAGAUCAGCAGCAACCGCAAGUGUCUGAGCCCCCGGACGUCCGACACGGAGGACUACGACAAGAGAAGGACUCACAACGUUCUGGAGCGCCAGCGGAGGAACGAGCUCAAGCUGAGCUUUUUCGCCCUGAGGGACGAGAUUCCCGAGGUGGCCAACAACGAGAAGGCGGCCAAGGUGGUGAUCCUGAAGAAGGCCACGGAGUGCAUCUACAGCAUGCAGUCGGACGAACAGAAACUGAUCUCCCUCAAGGAGCAGCUGAGGAGGAGGAGUGAACUUUUAAAGCAGAGACUGGCACAGCUGCAGGGCUCCCGCGCUUAAGAAGUUCCAGUUGGACUUUUUGUUUGUUUGUUUUUUCACGUUCACAAGACUUGGGCUGUACAGUUACAGUUGUUGUUGUUGUUGCAUGCAAAUGCAAAGCGGAUUAAGUUGUUUGGAAUCUGGUUUGAUUUCAAUGUUUAAACUGCCUCAGUAGAAGUGAUGGGUGGAUGAAAUAUUUAAAAGUUUAUUUUUAUUAAUAAAAUAUUGAGAAAAAAAAAUUUGGACUGUCCCGUUUGGGGGUCCAUACUAAAAUAUACAUUUUUAUGUUUUUUUGUAUAUAAUUAAUAUUUCCUAAGAAAAUGUAUUUUUGGAUCUCAAUUGUCUGGAUGUUCAGACCCAGUGUUUGUUUUUUCCAUUAUGUUCAUAGAUUCUUUUUGAAAUAUAAAAAUACUGUUUUCUCUUGAA
Cynoglossus semilaevis (tongue sole) is the source of this 2033-nucleotide messenger RNA. It is a transcript of the gene myca, whose product is annotated as MYC proto-oncogene, bHLH transcription factor a. NCBI's taxonomy places the organism in Eukaryota, Metazoa, Chordata, Actinopteri, Pleuronectiformes, Cynoglossidae. Gene Ontology annotation, biological process: regulation of DNA-templated transcription. Gene Ontology annotation, molecular function: protein dimerization activity; DNA-binding transcription factor activity. The record is from RefSeq and is a predicted model, not a curated record.